Leishmania braziliensis MHOM/BR/75/M2904 is the source of this 225-nucleotide messenger RNA. RefSeq names its product macrophage migration inhibitory factor-like protein. Lineage: Eukaryota; Euglenozoa; Kinetoplastea; Trypanosomatida; Trypanosomatidae. The record is from RefSeq and is a predicted model, not a curated record. The coding region runs from base 1 to 225 and encodes 74 amino acids. The transcript has a single exon.
AUGAUGACGUUCCACGGCAACACACCUAUGCAUUUCUUAGGCUCGACCGAUCCUGUCGCGUACGUCAGAGUGGAGGUGCUUGGCGGGUGCUGUCCGUUGGAGCCGGAGAAGGUGACGUCCCUAAUUACAGCGGCUGACACCAAAGAGUGUGGCAUCCUGGCCGACAGUAUAUUUGUGCUCUACUUCUCGCCUUUGCAUUGCGGCUGGAAUGGUACGAGCUUCUGA